CCCGGGAGCCCCGCUGAGGGGGACGAGGCUUCGGGCCGGGAUCGAUGCUGCGGCCGUGGGGUGCGGGAGCUGGUCGGCCGAGGCGUGCAGCGGCGCUAGGCGGCCAGGGUAGCGACGCCGCCGCCUCUCCCUUCUCCUGCCCCUCUCCCUGCUCCCCUGCGUCCUCCUCCUCGCUGGGUCCCCGCCGCCGCCGCCGCCGCCUCAGCCUCGGCGCUUCUCGGGCUUCUCUUCUCCAUCAAGGCCGGGCCGCCCCGCAGGGACCAUCCCGGAAACAAUCUACAGAAGCUUGUGAAUUUCCUCUACUAAAGAUGAAGCAAGCUGGACUUGCUGUUUGCUUCUUUUCAGCCACUUGGCCUUUGGCAAGUUGGACCCAUUUGUAAGGAUUCACUCACAGAUUACUUCAAGAUCCAGCAUUGCUGACAAAUACAGGGGAUAUUAUAUGUGAGCACUUUGGGAAGGGUCAGAGUGGCUAUCAAAAAAAAGCACCUUGCCCUUGAAGAAUAAGAUGAGUAGACGUGUUCAAAGGUUAUUCCCUUCCAUAGGCCAAUUAUAGAGAGAAAUGUUUUAAAAUGUAGUUUUAUAUUCUACUUCAAAGUGAGUAAUUUUUUUAAGUUCAAAUGUAAAAUUUUGUUAUAAAUAUGUGUUUCAAGCUGUUUGAAAAGGAUAUGUCAAAACAAACCUAAAAAUAUGUUUUAAUAAAAAACAUUGGUAUACUGUGGGAGGCAGGGAGGUGGGGUUCUAAUCUUUUUCUUUGAUCCUCACAAAGUAACCUGUACCUAGUUCGGUUCCAGAUUUCAGUUGCCAUCUUUCAAUACCAGUAAUUCUUCUAUUUGAAAUCAACAACCUGUAUCAACAUCUAAAACUCUUUUAAACCCAAAUAAAGUCUUUGAG
Lagenorhynchus albirostris (white-beaked dolphin) is the source of this 891-nucleotide messenger RNA. RefSeq names its product ubiquitin carboxyl-terminal hydrolase 31-like. The transcript has 2 exons. Lineage: Eukaryota; Metazoa; Chordata; Mammalia; Artiodactyla; Delphinidae. The record is from RefSeq and is a predicted model, not a curated record. Bases 45 to 380 code for a protein of 111 amino acids.